Molecule: messenger RNA, 2321 nt
Organism: Erigeron canadensis
Lineage: Eukaryota; Viridiplantae; Streptophyta; Magnoliopsida; Asterales; Asteraceae
Product: heat shock 70 kDa protein, mitochondrial-like
Exons: 6
Coding region: 43-2109 (688 amino acids)
Biological process (GO): protein refolding; cellular response to unfolded protein
Cellular component (GO): cytoplasm; mitochondrion
Molecular function (GO): misfolded protein binding; heat shock protein binding; ATP-dependent protein folding chaperone
Source: RefSeq, a predicted model, not a curated record
CCUUCUUAUAACAAAUCAUCUUUCUGAAAGAAAGAAAACAAAAUGGCAGCAGCUUCAGCAUUGCUAAGAUCAACAAGGCGCCAUUUGCCUUCACUUUCUUCUGCUGCUUACAGAUCGUUGUCAGGAAGUGCCAGGCCAUCGAUUCCCUCAGUUAUGGGAAACAAGUUGUUAAACGCCAAGCCAUUGAUUCCUUCAUUUAUGGGAAACAGUUGGUUAAGUGCUGCUAGACCUUUCAGCUCAAUGACGAUGGGAAAUGAUGUUAUUGGUAUAGAUUUGGGCACUACUAACUCUUGUGUUUCAGUUAUGGAAGGGAAGGUUGCUAAAGUGAUUGAGAACGCUGAAGGUGCACGGACCACACCAUCAGUUGUUGCUUUAAAUCAAAAAGGGGAAAUCCUUAUUGGAACACCGGCUAAACGUCAAGCAGUAACCAACCCCACAAACACUUUGUUUGCUACAAAACGUCUAAUUGGCAGGCAGUUUGAUGACAAUCAAACACAAAAGGAAAUGGGCAUGGUUCCUUAUAAGAUAGUCAGAGCACCAAAUGGUGAUGCAUGGGUUGAAAUGAAUGGACAGCAGUACUCACCAAGCCAAGUUGGGGCCUUCAUUCUUACCAAGAUGAAAGAAACAGCCGAGUCUUAUCUAAAUAAACGUGUCGAAAAGGCUGUAAUUACAGUUCCAGCUUAUUUCAAUGAUGCCCAAAGACAAGCUACAAAAGAUGCAGGGAGGAUUGCUGGUCUAGAUGUGUUGAGAAUCAUUAAUGAACCAACUGCUGCUGCCCUUUCUUAUGGUGCAAACGAUAAGGAAGGUGUCAUUGCAGUUUUCGAUCUUGGAGGAGGCACUUUUGAUGUUUCGAUUCUUGAAAUAUCUGGUGGUGUCUUUGAGGUUAAAGCAACAAAUGGGGACACAUUUUUAGGUGGAGAAGAUUUUGAUAAUGCACUGUUGGAUUAUUUGGUAAGCGAGUUUAAGAGUGCUGAAGGUCUUGAUCUAUCUAAAGAUAAGUUAGCUUUACAGAGGCUUCGAGAAGCAGCAGAGAAGGCAAAGAUUGAAUUGUCAUCAACAUCUCAAACUGAAAUCAACCUUCCAUUCAUAACAGCAGAUGCCUCUGGUGCAAAACAUCUUAACAUGACACUAACAAGAUCGAAGUUUGAAAGUUUAGUUGAUAAAUUAAUUGAGAGGACCAGAAACCCGAGUUUAAGUUGUCUCAAGGAUGCUGGUCUUUCGCCUAAGGAGGUUGAUGAAGUUUUGCUUGUUGGUGGCAUGAGCCGUGUGCCAAAGGUGCAACAAGUGGUUGCUGAUAUAUUUAAGAAGAACCCAAGCAAAGGUGUUAAUCCUGAUGAGGCAGUUGCUAUGGGAGCUGCAAUUCAAGGUGGGAUUCUUAGAGGUGACGUGAAGGAGCUUCUUUUAUUAGAUGUGACUCCAUUGUCACUUGGACUUGAAACCCUCGGUGGCAUUUUUACAAAGUUGAUUUAUAAGAAUACAACUAUUCCUACAAAGAAAUCUCAGGUAUUUUCAACGGCAGCUGAUAACCAAACCCAAGUAGGAAUCAAAGUACUUCAAGGUGAGCGUACAAUGGCAGCAGACAACAAGCUUCUUGGAGAAUUUGCACUUGACAACAUUCCACCCGCCCCAAGAGGCCUACCUCAAAUUGAAGUCACAUUCGAUAUUGAUGCCAAUGGUAUUGUUACGGUAUCGGCCAAAGACAAAUCCACCGGCAAAGAACAACAGAUCACCAUAAAGUCAUCUGGUGGACUCUCAGAGGAUGAAAUCCAGAAAAUGGUGAGAGACGCAGAGCUCCAUGCACAGAAAGAUGAAGAAAGGAAAGUAGUUAUGGAUCUUAAGAAUAGCGCUGACACAAACAUAUACAGCAUGGAGAAGAGCUUGAACGAAUAUAAAGAUACGAUUCCAUCAGAGGUGGCUGCAGAGAUUGAAUCUGCUAUUAGUGAUUUAAAGAAAGCAACAAACGGCGAGAAUGGUGAUGAGAUUAAACAAAAACUUGAUGCUGCAAACAAGGCAUUAGCCAAGAUUGGAGAGCACAUGAAUAAAAGGAGUGGCUCGAGUGGGUCAGAUGGGACACCUGAAGCCGAAUAUGAAGAGGCUGCCAACAAAUAAACUGCGGAUAUUAUAUUUUGAGAAACUGAGUUUUGAAUUGGGAAGAAGUUGGUAUAUUUUUCAUUCAAUAUUCUUUGAUGCUAUCGUUUUGGUCAUAUAUGAGUCUGAGUUUUAUAUUUAGUACGGAGCAUAAUUUUUAAUUGACUAGACACCUUUUUCAUCACAUUUUAUUUUUACCUUUAUAUAUGAAAUGAUAAUGGUUAUAUCUUGAA